AUGACGCAAGCGCCAAUCCUUCGGAUGCCUGAUUUUGAACAGGCUUUUGAAGUCGCUUGUGAUGCAUCACAUAUCGACUAUCAAACACUAGAAACACUACUUAGUCUUUCGGGAAUUCAUUUUGUUCACCGAUCACGAUUCAUUGAAGCAUCUCCAAUCCCAACAAAAACUGAAUGCGCGGAGCAAUUUAACUUCGUGAUAAAGCAUAAGGCCGGAAAAGAUAAUCGUGUCGCGGAUGCUCUUAGCCGUCGCUCUCAUAUCCUAGUGACUAUGGAGAAUACCAUCACUGGUUUUGAACACUAUCCUCAACAAUAUGCUGAUGAUGUUGAUUUCUCUAAGGUGUGGAAAACUCUCAUGAGUGGACAUGGCACUUCCACGGGUGAUUAUGUUCUCCACGAUGGUUUUUUAUUCCGCAACCUACGGAUUUGUGUUCAAGCGGGCUCAAUCCGUGAAUUCUUGAUCCUCGAACUUCAUGAGGGUGGGUUGGCUAGGCACUUUGGCAUUGACAAGACUCUUUCCUUGGUAGAGGACAGGUUUUUCUGGCCCCAUUUGCGGCGGGAUCUGACUAAGGUUGUGAAAUAG
This is a messenger RNA of Tripterygium wilfordii, 582 nucleotides long. RefSeq lists its product as uncharacterized. The record is from RefSeq and is a predicted model, not a curated record. The transcript has 2 exons. Lineage: Eukaryota; Viridiplantae; Streptophyta; Magnoliopsida; Celastrales; Celastraceae. Bases 1 to 582 code for a protein of 193 amino acids.